Molecule: messenger RNA, 1065 nt
Organism: Penicillium malachiteum
Lineage: Eukaryota; Fungi; Ascomycota; Eurotiomycetes; Eurotiales; Aspergillaceae
Exons: 3
Coding region: 1-1065 (354 amino acids)
Biological process (GO): regulation of transcription by RNA polymerase II
Cellular component (GO): chromatin
Molecular function (GO): RNA polymerase II cis-regulatory region sequence-specific DNA binding; DNA-binding transcription factor activity, RNA polymerase II-specific
Source: RefSeq, a predicted model, not a curated record
AUGAUCAGUGCUUCUUCGACUGAGCGAAAGACAACUACUGUAUCUUCGAACAUCAUCUCAGUUCUCAACUCUCCCACUUCUUCUUCUUCUCCUUCUCCACGACUCUCUCAGUCUCAAUCUCCCAACAUGGUUGGCCGCAAGAACAACAUGCGCCCAAGUCCCCAGGCCGAGAUCCCUAUGCCUAUCACCUACACUCCCACCACCCACCGCAUUAGCAAGGCAAAGAAGGGCAAGCGCGUUCAUGCUUGCGAGUACCCCGGUUGCAACAAGGUCUUCACUCGUGCCGAACACCGCAGACGCCAUGAAUUGAACCACAACCCAGAAGCUUCUUACCGAUGCUCACACCCCGGAUGCAAGAAGGCUUUCCACCGUCCGGAUUUGCUUGCGCGACACAUGGAGCGACAUGAACUCGAGUCGCAAUCCGAGCAGACUCAAUGGGCUCCUCAUACUCAGACUCAGAUGACCCAGGACUCAACUUCAAUUCCCCGCUGUGUUUCGAUGGAUACUGGUUCUCUGCUCUCUGGUACUUCUCAGCCCAACUCUAUGUCUAUUGGCGCUCUGGUUGCGCCUGGUAUUCACCCGGAUCUGGCCAACGACUGCUCUCUGGUGUGGAGUGGUAUGGAUCUGCCUCUGCAGCAGCCUCGCCCUUCCACCAACUUGUUCCACCACCAGCUCCCCGAAAAUGUCGAUGACAGCCCAUUUUACUCUUCACCCGCCGAGACUUGCCCCUCGCCUCUUUCCGAUACCGCUUUCUCUCUCCCCACCCACACCAGCUCGAUCUCUUCCGGCUCCGUUUCAAUGAUGGACCAGUACCCCAAGGGUCUGAUGAAGACUGAUCUGACUGCCUCUCCCCUUCAAAUGCACUCUCCUCUGCGCUGGGACCCCUCAGAUGUUGUUCCUACUUCACAUCUGGUUCCAAUGACUAUGGGAGAGGACCUGAUCCAACCGCCUGUUCAGUGCCACUACCCUUCUCCUUCUUGGUCUAACGAUUGCCUGCCCUACGAUGAUCAUGUUCAGUCAUUGGCCCACUUCCAGCCCAUCAGCUGGAAGCAAUGGACCAUGUAA